This is a messenger RNA of Sinocyclocheilus anshuiensis, 1412 nucleotides long. RefSeq names its product metabotropic glutamate receptor 7-like. Gene Ontology annotation, biological process: G protein-coupled receptor signaling pathway. The coding region runs from base 639 to 1412 and encodes 257 amino acids. Gene Ontology annotation, molecular function: G protein-coupled receptor activity. Gene Ontology annotation, cellular component: membrane. The record is from RefSeq and is a predicted model, not a curated record. NCBI's taxonomy places the organism in Eukaryota, Metazoa, Chordata, Actinopteri, Cypriniformes, Cyprinidae. The transcript is spliced from 2 exons.
UCGCAAGACCAAAAAGACGUAUCACCGCCUAAGCUUGCUUUCUUUCUCUCAAACGUAACCUGCUCCGAGAAAAAAAAAAAAAAGCCUCAGCUUAGUCCGCGAUGGGAGGAUGUUACGGAUAUCUCACCUGACUGACAUCGAUUCUCUGCAACAUUUUUCUCUGACUGUUACACGCGACGCGUCAUUCUGAACGAAAACUUUUUUGCCGCCUUACAUUUUUUAAACAUAAAAUCCGUUAAAACUCAGUCGCGAUGGUUUUGCAGUGGCGUUAUGACAUCAGUGUGGAUCGGACACGUUUUAGUCGAAUAUCGCUGCACUUUAAUGCGUUUUGCGUGUGUUUGAUUUAAGGACAAAUCAUAGAAAGGUACUGUACGCAUUUUACUUGGUUCUUCUGUCUGUUUUCUUUAUUUAAAGAAAUAAUGCAGAAUAUCUAAGCAACAAGCGGCGCCAUACGAUGCGCACUUUCCCAAGGGAUAACGCAUCAUUAUUGCGCGGUGUUUUUGGAGAAAACCUCAACGUAUUCCCGCAUCAACCUUACUUUGGAAGGGUCUAUGGCCGUUAUUGAGAUCGAAUCUGUUUUUGUUCACCUAUAAAUACUGUGAAAGGUGUCUUUUUCUGUUUCCCAACGAUAAGGAGACAUGGCUUGCUUUCCAUGGCGGGUAUUUUGGAUAAUUCAAGCGCUUGUGGAUGUGACACUUUCGCAGGAAAUCUACGCUCCUCAUUCCAUCAGAAUUGAGGGGGAUUUGACCCUGGGUGGCCUUUUCCCGGUCCAUGCCCGCGGGGUCUCCGGGGAACCGUGUGGAGAUAUCAAGAAGGAGAACGGGAUACACCGGCUGGAGGCGAUGCUUUAUGCAUUGGACCAAAUCAACAGUGACGACGAGCUUUUGCCCAACAUCACUUUAGGCGCUCGGGUUUUAGACACAUGUUCGCGAGACACGUACGCGUUGGAGCAGUCGCUUACUUUCGUGCAGGCUCUCAUACAGAAAGACACGUCGGAUGUGAGGUGUACGAACGGAGAGCCCCCGGUGUUCGUCAAACCCGAAAAGGUGGUCGGAGUCAUAGGGGCUUCGGCGAGUUCAGUGUCCAUCAUGGUCGCAAAUAUACUGCGACUGUUCCAGAUUCCGCAGAUCAGCUACGCCUCCACCGCUCCAGAGCUGAGCGAUGACCGCCGAUACGAUUUCUUCUCUCGCGUCGUACCUCCCGACUCCUUCCAGGCGCAAGCCAUGGUGGACAUAGUGAAACUGAUGCGGUGGAACUACGUGUCUACAGUGGCCUCGGAGGGAAGCUACGGCGAGAAAGGAGUCGAGGCCUUCAUGCAGAUUUCCAGAGAAGCGGGUGAGUCUGACAAAACAAUAAACAAAGUCUUUGAAGAUAAAGCCCUGAAAAACUCAAAGCAGUCUCUGCAUAAGUAA